GUAUUUUAAGUGUAAAGUGUAGAAGUGGAGCAAAUUUUAGUUAAACACUCGGAAGAAUCGAAGAAUCACUGCGAAAAUAAUUGUUAAACUUUCUCUUGUUUAACGAAAUUACGAAAUUACACGCCAAAUUUCGCUUAAAAUUAUAGUCGAAAAGUCGCUUGCUAUGUUUGUAUGAGUGAAUUAGUCAGAGCAGAGCGAGCAGUCGUCAUUUGGUAUUCUAACAAAAAAUAGAAGACUAGCGUUGCGUUCGUCAUACAAACAAAUUGUGCUAUUGUUUCCUUUUUGUGGGCGUCUAAGAUAUUGAACUACUUCGAUCUGGUUCGUAGUGUAGCAAACGCCACCGAGUUUCUUUGUUUAGUUGUAUACGACGAAAACGUACAAUAUAUGCAAAUAUUUGGGAAAACAUGAACUCACAAACGAGUAUAAAUGGUGACCCCGAAACGGCACCCAUUGCUGCCCCGCGAGGUAGGCCAUCUUCCAUGAUGCGCUCCUUUGGUACUCUGUUUGGAUCCAAUAAUGGUGAAGCAGAGAGAAGACCCAGUAUGCAGAAUGCAGGCGAACAUGGCUAUGUGGAAUUCGGAAUGCAAGAUCCUGAUCGCAGCGGUCGAACUUUGGGUACUUUUGCUGGAGUUUUCAGCCCUGUUGCUCUCUCCAUGUUUAGUGCCCUGGUCUUCAUUCGUGUUGGUUUCAUUGUUGGCAAUGCUGGAUUAUACGUGACACUUUUACAAUUUGUAAUUGCAUAUGUGAUAUUGCUAUUCACUGUAGCUUCUGUUUGUGCAAUUUCUACCAACGGUGCAAUUGAAGGAGGAGGGGUUUAUUUCAUGAUUAGCCGUACUUUGGGCCUUGAGUUUGGCGGUUCCAUUGGCACACUAUUUUUUCUAGCAAAUGUUGUUGGUUGUGCUAUGGCCAUAUCGGGUUGUGUUGAGGGCAUUAUGAAUAACUUUGGUCCCGGUGGUUAUUUUGCUGGAGAAGAAGGCUUUCUUCCUAAUGGACCAUGGUGGAGCUUUCUAUUUUGCACAGUGAUCAAUACAUCAAUGUUACUUGUGUGCCUUAUAGGAGCUUCCCUGUUUGCAAAGACCUCUGUACUAAUUUUGGGUAUAGUCACCGUUUGUUUAUUUGCCACCUACAUAAGCUUUCUUGUGGAAGGGCCUAAAGAGGUACAAGUUCCCGAUGACAACCAUCUUCUACCUGCUAAUACUACAUUGUGGUAUACGGGUCUAAAUGCUACAACGUUAGCAAACAAUUUGGGCGAAAGUUAUUCUGAGGAUUAUACAUCAAAAGGAAAAAUGGUGGAUUUCGCUACAACUUUUGGUGUCUUGUUUGCAGGCGUUACUGGCAUUAUGGCCGGCGCCAACAUGUCGGGUGAAUUGAAAAGCCCUUCAAAGAGUAUACCAUUAGGAACACUUUCAGCGGUAGCCUUUACAUUUGUGUCCUAUGUCAUUCUCUCGUUUCUCAUGGCCUUUACGACGCCACAUCAAACAAUGCAAAGUAAUUACUUGUUCCUGUUGUAUGUUAACUUUUGGCCACCAUUCACCGCUAUUGGCAUAUUGACGGCCACAUUUUCAACUGGGCUGAGUAAUCUUAUUGGAUCCAGUCGUAUCUUGGAGGCGUUGUCAAAGGAUCAAGUCUUUGGGUCAUUAUUGAAUUUUAUCCUCAAGGGAACAUGGAAGGGCAAUCCGAUUGCUGCCGUGGUAUCCAGUUGGGUUUUGGUCGAAUGCAUAUUAUUGAUUGGAUCCCUGAAUACGAUUGCCCAAAUUAACUCUGUAUUGUUUAUGUUGUCAUAUUUGGCAACUAAUUUAGCCUGUCUGGGUAUUGAAUUGACUGGUGCUCCCAACUUUAGACCGCUGUUUAAAUAUUUCACUUGGCAUACAUGUUUGUUUGGUUUGAUAGGUACAUUGGUUAUGAUGUUUGUUAUCAAUCCAAUAUACGCCUCGUCAAGUAUUAUAUUGUGUCUUUUGCUGGUCAUUGCAUUGCAUUUGUUCUCACCCGCCACGCAAUCUGCCCAAUGGGGCUCUAUCUCGCAAGCUUUGAUGUUCCAUCAGGUUCGUAAGUAUCUUCUCAUGUUGGAUCCACGCAAGGACCAUGUUAAAUUCUGGCGUCCACAAAUGCUGUUGCUUGUCUCUUCGCCACGUUCCUGUUGUCCUUUGGUGGACUUUGUUAAUGAUAUGAAAAAGAGUGGCCUUUACAUUAUAGGACAUGUUCGCGUUGGAAGCCAUACGGAUCUGGAUGAUGCCACAGUUGAGGAUAAUAAGCAAUGGUUAUCGUUUGUAGAUCACAUGCGUGUCAAGGCCUUUGCCGAAACCACUUUGGCCAAGUCUGUACGUGAAGGUGUACAACAUUUGAUUCGUUUAUCCGGUAUUGGAGCCAUGAAGCCAAACACCAUCGUUCUGGGUUUCUAUGACAACGAAGCUCCUAAAGAUUUCUUCCAAACUUCCACAUCUCCGUAUAAGACAGAUGGCUUUAAUACUGGUGACAUGCAGAAUUUCCCUAUACGCCAUGAUGGCGAAGAAAAACAUAUAGAUGUAACUGAAUAUGUUGAAAUUAUUAGCGAUAUUUUGAGAAUGAAGAAGAAUUUGUGUCUGUGUCGACAUUUCCACCGCUUAGAUAAGCAUUUCAUUGCCAAGAGCAAACAUGUGAAAUAUAUUGAUGUGUGGCCAAUAAAUGUUUUCGAUCCCAAAACGGAAAAUCCCUUUGAUGUGGUGUCACUCUUUAUGAUGCAAUUGGCUGUUAUAAUGUUGGCCAAAUGGAAACACCUUACUCUGCGUGUAUUCCUCUGUGAAACGACCAACUCCAAUACAACUGCACAAUUUGAUACACUUGAUCCAAAUUUGCCACAAAUGGAAAUAUUUGCCCGCAUGAAAUUAGAACAAACUCUUAAAUCAUUGAGAAUAAAUGCACAAAUAAUGGAGAUUCAAGAAUGGGCCCGGGAUACAGAAUUCACUCGUCAUUCUCGAAUUUUGAAACAAUUUACCCAAUCUGCAGAGGUCUCAAACGAAAUUGUGUCCGAAGAAAAUCUUAAUCGUUCAUUGUUGUAUAUGCAAAGAGUUAAUCAAAUAAUACGUGAGCGUUCGGAUCAAACCGCUCUCUCCUUUAUAUAUCUGGCCGCUCCCCCAAAAAUAGAUUCAGCCGAUUUUAAUGAACGAAGUGUACGCUAUAUGGAACUACUAACGGAACUAACCGCCGAAUUGCCGCCAACUAUUCUAGUACAUGGUGUUAGUACUGUUACAUCCACAACUCUGUAGAGUGCUACACAUGAUAUACUCGAGCAGCCACAGAAUGACAUACACAAUUGAUUGUGUGUAAAAUGCAAAAAUAUUUUUCCUAAAUGUAUUCGCUGAAGCAAACAAAUAUGAAAUGAACUAUUUUUCAAAAUGUAAUCGGUAUUAAAGAAAAUCAGCAUUUUAUUGUGAAGUUGUACAUUUAAUGAUUUUCACAUGUCUCUUCUUUUGUUUUUAGUAAAUUCAUUUCUUACACUUAAGUAGAAUAUUUUAUUUUUGAUAUUUUAAUUUUAAUCUGUUAAUCAAUCAACAUAUAUCAUAUAUUUAUAUACAAUACAUAUUGCCGUAGUAUCAAUCAUAUCACGAAUAUAAAUAGUACCAAUCCCCCCUUAACUUAAUUCACUUAUAUCUAUACUCAAAAAGUCGAAAAAAAAAAUGUUUCAAACUUUUUUUUAUUGAAUAGUUAUUUAGAAAAAAAACAAUAACCUCAAUGAUCUUGUUUUGGAACUGUGUUUCAAAUAAAUAAACAAUAAGCAUGUUCAUUCGCAACUGUCAAUAGAGUUUUUCUCCUUAAAGUUAUUUUUAUUAUGUAAGAAAACCCAGAUAUUUGUUUAUACUUACAUCACUCUUUAUUUCAAAUGUUUUGUUUUUGCAAGCACUUGUGAUUCUUUUUAACUUAGAAAUAUUAUCGAGUUUUUUUUUUUGUUUUAUUAAGUAUAUUAUGUGAUGUUUAACAACAAAUCUUAAUAUUGAAAUUGUAAAGAAUUCAGCAAACAUCUUUCAAUAAUUGUGAUUUGUAAUAUUAAAACUUAUUUAAUAAAUGUUUGCAAGUCUUUCCAUUUAACAUGUAGAUCACAUCGAACUUGUAAAUAAAUGGCGGGAUAAACUUUAUGUACCCACUACUAA
Molecule: messenger RNA, 4124 nt
Organism: Stomoxys calcitrans (stable fly)
Lineage: Eukaryota; Metazoa; Arthropoda; Insecta; Diptera; Muscidae
Product: solute carrier family 12 member 9
Exons: 9
Coding region: 405-3242 (945 amino acids)
Biological process (GO): cell volume homeostasis; chloride transmembrane transport; chloride ion homeostasis
Cellular component (GO): membrane
Molecular function (GO): potassium:chloride symporter activity
Source: RefSeq, a predicted model, not a curated record